AUGAGUUCGCGUGCAACAUAUACCGAUGAGGAGAAGAAACAGCUUCUGAUUAAUCUUGAUAUUGAAGCAGUACAACAUCGGACUCGUCAGUUUCGCUCAUGGCUCGAAGAUCAACUCGAAGGCUUCAAGAUUCAUCAGGAGAACACCAUCUCGCGCAUACCCAAACCCGUCAGGACCAUAACGAUGAAGGAAUUCGGCGAAAAGUACCACGGCAAUCCUGUCAUUGCGGUCACAGGAUCUCAGAAGGAAAAGCUGGCGGCACAAGUAGGCGAUGGACUUGGAGAAAUUGAUAAAACUGAGAGGAAGCGGAAAUGGAUGGCGAUACAAGAGACAAGAGACGGCGAUGACGCCGAGUCAUCAAGGAAUUCCAAGAGUGCUCGUCUUACGUCGUAUAUAUCGCCAAAGAAGAAAGGGGGUACAUCCACUGGGCCAGGUACCGCGCAACGCGCUAGACUUCUUGCAAGCGGAGAAAAGGCACCAGGCAGGCCCCGUGCUCCAAUGGAUAGAAUACCCGGCUCGCCUAGUCCGCAGAAAGUCAAACCUCCUUUCACCACUUCGAAUGCUCAUAUUCCGCGUGCUCCUUCAUCUCCUUCGAAGUUACCUCUACCAGGUUCAUCCCGAACGCGUGUCCCGUCGAGCUCGACGUUCAAUCCUAUUCUGCCUGCGAAAAACCCUUCUUAUCCCCGAAUUGUUCAUCACACGCAUACUUCUUCCGCCACUUAUCGUCCUCCUAGAAAGGACGAGCAGAUGCUUAGUCUGAACGGUUCGCCACUAGCGAAUCCGUUUUGGACGGAUGGUCUACUGCCACCAGAUAGCAGGUCUAGCGGGGACAUGGGUGAACCACGCACACUGAAACGCACGCAGAGUAAUAUAUCCAUCCGGAGAGAUCCUUCAUUCGUCUCCGGUCUCCCUCCUCGAGCAGACUCCCAGAGCAGUUUCUAUCCUGGCACAUCAUCUAAACCACAUUCACGGAACAACUCUGAUGCUACCUUGGCUGAGUCUACAACGGGGCCAUAUAGUGGUCUUCCAAAAACCUCUUUCGAGACACCGUACGCUCCGACAAAAAAGUAUAUGGUAACAAUCUCAACAAAGGAUGGUCAUAUUCUCGAAUUCGAUCCCUUACAAACGUCGCCGAAAGCAUUGGAUGCUCUCGAGGGAAUAACAGACAGCGCAAAGAAGCAGGCAAGGGAAGAGAUGGGCCGUUUAGUUGAAGCGGCUGUAGACAAAUGGAAGAUACGCUGA
Messenger RNA from Lentinula edodes (shiitake mushroom), 1242 nucleotides. RefSeq lists its product as uncharacterized. Gene Ontology annotation, cellular component: spindle midzone; chromosome, centromeric region; chromosome passenger complex. The record is from RefSeq and is a predicted model, not a curated record. NCBI's taxonomy places the organism in Eukaryota, Fungi, Basidiomycota, Agaricomycetes, Agaricales, Omphalotaceae. The transcript has 4 exons. The coding region runs from base 1 to 1242 and encodes 413 amino acids. Gene Ontology annotation, biological process: mitotic sister chromatid segregation.